AUGGCUCACCUCGUCGCCCAUUUCGAACAUCUCCACAGCAUCCAGCCGCACUGCCCUAUCGACACCCCUUCGGUCUCUCCACGCCCCCCUCGGGUGCUGCUCGUCGGAAAUCUCUGUCAUGACGUCAUUUCGCUGAAAUCUGGGAAAACGGUCGAGGCAUUAGGCGGCUCGGUCGCGUACAUCUCGCGCGUGCUCGACGUAGUCGGCGUGUCGUCGCGAUCCGUCGCGAAAGUCGGCUCGGAUUUCAAGUACUGGGACGCGCUGGGGGCGAAUUGCCGGCCGGUAUUGGUGGGUGGAAACGAGUCGGAGAGAGGGGGAUCAAACUGUCCGGCAAGGUCAGCAGCAACAAAGACGACCGAGUUCUUUGCGGAUUUCACAGGCUCUGACCGCGUGCUGACAGCCGGCCACGUGUGCGAAGCCAUAGAGCCAGCAGACCUCCCCAGCUUCUCAUGCUCAUGUCCUUGCCCGUGCGGAUGCCAAGACGCACAUCUAUUGUCGAAUCCUCAUCCUGAUCAUUCCACUCCACCUGAUGCUGCUGCCUCUUCCGCUGGGGAGGACUGUGACUAUAAGAAAUGUGACUCAAGACGACCAGUUGGUAACCAGAGUACAGGGAGCUGCUCUCACAUGCCGAUGUUUGAUGUGGGAGUGGCUGCUGGUGUGGCUGGUGAGGUUCCACCAGCAACAGUGCAACACAUUGCAGAAAUUUCACGCCACACAGUGGCAGAUCUACAGUCGAUGGUGCGUGACAUUGACCCGGUAACAGGGGCUGUUGAAUUGUUGCAUCUUGAGAAGACCUCUUUUAUGGCUCUCCUUCCACGGCUAUCGUAUCUCAAGGUCGCCAGUCAUGAAGCUGCCUUCCUGGAUAUCAAGAAUUGUGUUCGGUUGCUUGGCACAGCCCAAUCUAGGAGUGCAGUGGAGCAGCGCAAUGGAAGUGGAGAUGAUCUGAUUGGAGGAGCUGUGCUGCUGACUCAGGCUGAAAAAGGGUGUACAGUCAUCACAAGGGACAGAGAGUUCGUGGUCCCGUCAUUUUCUGCAGUGGAAGUGGAUUCCACAGGUGCAGCGCACUCACAAACUCCUGCUUAUAAUUUAGACACAAUGGCCGCCAAGGGAGAAGGUCCCGCUAUCGGUAUCGAUCUCGGUACUACCUACAGCUGCGUCGGUGUGUGGCAGCACGAUCGCGUGGAGAUUAUCGCCAACGACCAGGGUAACCGCACCACCCCCUCCUAUGUCGCCUUCACCGACACGGAGCGUCUCAUUGGCGAUGCUGCGAAGAAUCAAGUCGCCAUGAACCCCAUCAACACCGUCUUUGAUGCCAAGCGUCUGAUCGGACGUCGCUUCUCCGAUGCUCCCGUCCAGAGCGACAUCAAGCUGUGGCCGUUCAAGGUCACCGCAGGCCCUGGCGAGAAGCCCAUGAUCGAGGUCCAAUACAAGGGCGAGACCAAGACCUUCGCCGCUGAGGAAAUCUCCUCCAUGGUGCUUACCAAGAUGAAGGAGAUCGCCGAGGCUUACCUCGGAACCACCAUUAAGAACGCCGUCCCCACCGCUGCUGCUAUCGCGUACGGUCUCGACAAGAAGGCGACCAGCUCGGGCGAGAAGAACGUUCUCAUCUUCGAUCUUGGCGGAGGUACCUUCGAUGUGUCGCUUCUGACGAUCGAGGAGGGUAUCUUCGAGGUCAAGUCCACAGCUGGUGACACUCACUUGGGCGGUGAGGACUUCGACAACCGUCUGGUGAACCACUUCGUCCAGGAGUUCAAGAGGAAGUACAAGAAGGACAUUACCAACAACCCCAGGGCUCUCCGUCGUCUUCGUACCGCAUGCGAGCGUGCCAAGAGAACUCUCUCGUCCACGGCUCAGACGACCAUUGAGAUCGACUCGCUGUAUGAGGGCAUUGACUUCUACUCCACCAUCACCCGUGCCAGAUUCGAGGAGCUCAACAUGGACAUGUUCCGCAAGUGCAUGGAGCCCGUUGAGAAGUGCCUCAAGGACGCCAAGAUGGACAAGGGUGCCAUCCACGACGUGGUGCUCGUCGGCGGGUCCACGCGUAUCCCCAAGGUGCAGCAACUCCUGCAGGACUUCUUCAACGGCAAGGAGCUCUGCAAGAGCAUCAACCCCGACGAGGCCGUCGCUUACGGUGCGGCCGUGCAAGCAGCUAUCCUCAGCGGCGAGGGCAACGAGAAGGUGCAGGACCUGCUGCUCCUCGAUGUCACGCCCCUGUCCCUGGGUCUGGAGACUGCUGGCGGUGUCAUGACCGUUAUCAUUCCCAGGAACACCACGAUUCCCACGAAGAAGGAGCAGGUGUUCUCUACCUUCUCCGACAACCAGCCUGGUGUGCUAAUCCAGGUGUUCGAGGGUGAGCGCGCCAAGACCCGGGAUAACCAUCUGCUCGGCAAAUUCGAGCUGUCCGGCAUCCCCCCUGCUCCUCGCGGUGUCCCCCAGAUUACUGUCUGCUUCGACAUUGACGCUAACGGUAUCCUGAACGUCAGCGCUGAGGACAAGACCACCGGCCAGAAGAACAAGAUUACGAUUACCAACGACAAGGGUCGUCUCAGCAAGGACGAGAUUGAGAAGAUGGUUCAGGACGCGGAGAGGUACAAGGAGGACGACGAGCAGCACAAGAAAAAGGUCGAGGCAAAGAACUCCCUCGAGAACUACGCCUACAACAUGCGCAACACCAUCAAGGACGAUAAGAUCGCCAGCAAGCUUGACUCGGGUGACAGGAAGAAGAUUGAGGAUGCCGUGCAGUCGACCAUUGACUGGCUCGACCAGAACCAGCUGGCUGAGGUGGACGAGUUCGAAGACAAGAUGAAGGAGCUGGAGGGCAUCUGCAAUCCCAUCAUCGCCAGGAUGUACCAGGGUGCGGGAGGUGCUCCUCCUGAGGCUGACAUGGAUGGUGGCGCCGGGUUUGGCGGUGGUGCUUCCGGAGGUGGUGGCUCUGCUGGGCCCAAGAUUGAGGAGGUCGACUAA
Messenger RNA from Closterium sp. Yama58-4, 2964 nucleotides. The record is from the annotation of a GenBank genome assembly. NCBI's taxonomy places the organism in Eukaryota, Viridiplantae, Streptophyta, Zygnematophyceae, Desmidiales, Closteriaceae.